Molecule: messenger RNA, 4317 nt
Organism: Scatophagus argus
Lineage: Eukaryota; Metazoa; Chordata; Actinopteri; Scatophagidae
Product: glucocorticoid receptor-like
Exons: 10
Coding region: 522-2915 (797 amino acids)
Biological process (GO): regulation of DNA-templated transcription
Molecular function (GO): DNA-binding transcription factor activity; zinc ion binding; sequence-specific DNA binding
Source: RefSeq, a predicted model, not a curated record
UUCACUAACUGUCCGCCAUACCCUGCCUGAGUUUGCAGUUGAGUGCGCCAGGGCAGCACGGCUGUCUUACAUAACUUUAAUAUACUCGCGGGUUUAAUGGCGCAGAAGCAGAGCAUUGCUGCGCAGAUCUGUCGAUUGAUUGCGGAUUUAUCCUGAAAUCGCGAGCAAGUGACCGAUCGGCUACUUUUUCCUACCACCGACGACGUGCGUUAAAAGUUAUCUACAGAUCGACGACACGCGCACUCAGUGGAUCCAACCAGCUCCAGAUAGAUCAGCGACGUUGUCUAAAAUAGCUGAUAUUUCAGACGCUUUCCGGCUGUACCGGGAGAGAGGCGGCAACUAAUCCAGCUGACAUAUCACCACGCAGUGUUGCCGCAAGGAAGGGGGUUUAUUUGAGGGCUUGACCGUGUGGACUCUGUUUUUAUUUAUUUUUUUUUUCGCAUUUUUCCCCAACUGGGACUGACAGGAGAUGACCUAAUCGGUAGAGCGCAUCCUUCUUUCACUACAGGAUAAAAAAAAAAAUGGAUCAGGGAGGACUGAAGCGCAACGGUAAUCGAGACGACAGUCUGACAUUUGGGGAGGCAGAAGUCGGAGUAGGCAGAGAUACAGGUGACACAACUGGUUCACUGCUCCAGUCUGCAAUGCACCUGCCAGGCCCGGGGUCCCCAAAUGGACAAGGUGGAACCAAAGACCAGGGGGAGCUUGGAGGUCUCUUUGAUUCCCCUCGGCAUUAUGUCCUACCAGACAUGAAGGAGGGUAAAAUCAUCAGACUGGAGAAACAACAACAACGGGAUAUUGAUCUUUUCAGCAUGGAGGAGAGCUUGCUGAAACAGGGUAUUUCCGAUCUGGACCGCUCGUCCACCUCUGUCAUCAACACCUCAGACAUCUCCGUCCUGGGCAACCUCCCUCUGCCGGACCUUUUUCCCCAGCACAUCAAGCAGGAGGGGAAUUUUUCUAUGGAUAAAGACUUGGAAAUUUACAGUGGACGUGCAGGGGCUGGUCCGAGUGAUUUGGAUGGCAGCAGCAGUCGUCUAAUCGAGGAUACUGAGAUUUGGCAAGAAAUAGACCUUCCUAGCUCUCUGCCAGAAAUCAGUGAUUUUGAAUUGGAUUCAGAAGUGGAACACUUGGGUAACAUCCUGCAUGAGAGCAGGGGUGGUGGCGGUCCAAUCAGCGGCUUGCUAAAGGAAACAAAGUCUCUUGUGGAUAACGGAGUAAACUGUACCAACGUGAACGGCGCAGACCACUCCGUUCAGCAUCAUCCUCACCAGCAGCAGCAGCAGCAGCACCACCACCUAUUACAGCACCAGCAACAUCAGCUUCAUCAUCAGCAGCAGCCGCCUGAAUCACUUCUGUCCAGCGUUAUGAUCAAGGAAGAGAAGGAUCCUGACGACUCUUUCAUCCGCAUCUGCACUUCUGAUGUGGUCAAGCAGGAGAAGCAAGAGGGCGCUGGUUUCUGCCAGGCGCAGUGUCUACAGAGUGGCAUGAGCUCUCUACAUGGAGCAGGCCACAUGUCCUCACCUAUGGGCAUCGGUGCAGGACCUGGCUACAACUACAGAGCCAACCCAUCCUCCGCAGUGGGCCUACAAGACCAUAAGCCCUUUGGCAUGUACUCAAACCUGGCUCUGGCCGGGGAGAGUUGGGCCAGGGGGAACAGGUAUGGAGAGUCAUCCGGGAUACAGAGGGUUGACGAUGGGAUCCCCUCCGCCGCAGCCUUGGCAACGUUUCCCAUCAGCUACUCCAGCUCGUCACCCAGAGCAGGAGAGACCAGCAGUUCUGCAGUGCCGGUCCAAACCAAGUCCAGCGGGCAGGCACAUAAGAUCUGUUUGGUGUGUUCAGACGAGGCCUCGGGAUGCCACUACGGGGUCGUCACCUGCGGCAGCUGCAAGGUGUUCUUCAAGAGGGCCGUCGAAGGAUGGAGAGCACGACAAAACACAGAUGGCCAGCAUAACUACCUGUGUGCAGGGAGGAAUGACUGCAUCAUUGAUAAGAUCCGAAGGAAGAAUUGUCCAGCCUGCCGCUUCAGGAAAUGUCUUCAAGCCGGAAUGAACUUGGAAGCGAGGAAAAACAAGAAGCUAAUCAAGAUGAAAGUACAGCGCCCCCCUGGACCAUCGGAGCCUGUCAGCAACAUGCCUGUUCCAGUCAUCCCCAGGUGCAUGCCCCAACUCGUGCCCACCAUGUUGUCUGUGCUCAAGGCCAUCGAGCCAGAGAUCAUCUACUCAGGCUACGACAGCACACUGCCUGACACCUCCUCGCGGCUCAUGACCACUCUCAACAGGCUGGGGGGACAGCAGGUCAUCUCUGCAGUCAAGUGGGCCAAGUCAUUGCCAGGCUUCCGCAACCUGCACCUGGAUGACCAGAUGACACUGCUGCAGUGCUCCUGGCUCUUCCUCAUGUCCUUCAGCCUUGGUUGGAGGUCGUACGAGCAGUGUAACGGGAGCAUGCUCUGCUUCGCCCCUGAUCUCGUCAUUAACAAAGAACGUAUGAAGUUGCCCUUCAUGACCGACCAGUGCGAGCAGAUGCUGAAGAUCUGUAAUGAGUUUGUCAGACUGCAGGUGUCCUAUGACGAGUACCUGUGUAUGAAGGUCCUGUUACUGCUCAGUACGGUACCGAAAGAUGGCCUGAAGAGCCAGGCGGUGUUCGAUGAGAUCAGGAUGACGUACAUCAAGGAGCUGGGAAAAGCCAUCGUCAAGAGAGAGGAGAACGCUAGUCAGAACUGGCAGCGCUUCUACCAGCUAACUAAGCUACUGGACUCCAUGCAGGAGAUGGUUGAGGGUCUUCUCCAGAUCUGUUUCUACACCUUUGUGAAUAAAACCCUCAGUGUGGAAUUCCCUGAGAUGCUGGCAGAGAUCAUCACCAACCAGAUACCAAAAGUCAAAGAUGGGAGCGUCAAGCCUCUGCUGUUUCAUCAGAAAUGACUGCCUUAAACUGUGAAGCAAUGCCUUACAUUAAGCCCUACCCGUGUAUCUCUACGAAGCCGCAAUCUCUGAACCUGCGCCCUAAGCCUUUGCUUGUCCUGUCCAUCGCUCUUGAUUCAAUUUCUUGGUCUUUUUGUUUUUUUUCCCUGGGCCCCCUCUAGGAAUUCCGCCACUCCCCUAAAGGACUCAGCCAUUUGGACUCAUUUCAGAGCACAGCACCCGUGGCCUCACACAACCUAAUGUAUUCCCAUGUUUGUCCAAACUACAGUAGAACAUCCACCGACCGAUCUGGAGCCCCUCCUGUAGCGUAACUAAGAAGAAUUUGUCCUACAGGGGAAAUAUGUUGGCUCUGAAUGUCUGUCUUGUGGGCAGGAAGCAUUAUGGGCAACCUUUUUCCUUUUUUCAGCGCCCUCAUCCUCUCCUCCGUCCACAGCCCUAUCCUCAGGUCUCUAAUGCUUUUUCUUUUGGUGGCUGUCUGCCUCUUACUCCGUCUUGCCUCCAGUGUUUUAUUGGUGUUUUCGCUGACAAGCCAACACCCAGAAAUACCUUUUCUUCCCUCAACUUGACGCCUAAUCUACUGUCCAACUUGCCGGAUUAACAGCCUAUUGAAGCUCGGCUCAAGUUCCGGCCUUGCUGUUCCUCUGCUCACCUGCCCAGCUUGUCUCUGUUUGCCCUUCCCAUCUCCACUGUGCGGAGAAUGUAGUGAGUUCACUUGUUGAGGUUUCCCAAGGAGUUUGGGUGACGAAGGGGACAAACCAAAAGACAGAAAAAUUAGAAACACACUCUGGUUUGAGAGAGUCUUUAUUUUUUUUCUGGACCCAAGGACAUUGAGGAGAAACUGUUUUCAGCUGUGAAUCAGUUAUCUUUUCUGAAAUGAUAUAAAUAAGAUUUAUAUACCUGACCAAUGGAAGAAAAAAAAUCAGCUAGAGUAAUAUUCUUCAUUUAUUUUAAACAGUCGUGCAUUUCUGACUACUACACGCUUACACAGAAACAUACAAAGUAUGUGCAGACACACGCUCACUCAGCAAAAUGUUUACACAUGAUGUAUCUGAGAAGGGAAAAACAGUGCCUUUUAGCUUUUAAAGCUCUUCAUAGCCAUUCUCCCUAAAUCCUUGUUUGUUUUUAUUAUUAUUAUUAUUAUUUUUUUUUUUUUAGAUAUUUUGCAGAGAAGUCUAACCUUGACAUCCUUCCACAUAUGGGCUUUUUUCUGUUUUUGUUUUUUCAUGCUGGCAGUUUCUUUCCAAACCACCAUUUUGGUGUGGGCAGCUCUCCCUGCUCUGAUUCCCAGACCUGCACCAAAGGAAGACAGUCUGGUACAGAUUAGAAAUAUACAGAGCAGUGUCAAAUAUUAAGAUCUUAAUUUUUAGGUGUUUAAAAGUUUGAGAAUCACUUUCAAAAAACA